Molecule: messenger RNA, 484 nt
Organism: Phoenix dactylifera (date palm)
Lineage: Eukaryota; Viridiplantae; Streptophyta; Magnoliopsida; Arecales; Arecaceae
Source: RefSeq, a predicted model, not a curated record
UACAGAGGGAGAGAGAGAGAGAGAGAGAGAGAGGCGAUCUUCAUUCCAUGGGUCUCUGGGACGGGCUCUACCGCGUCCUUAUGCGCCGGAACUCCGUCUACGUCACCUUCGUCGUCGCCGGUGCAUUCGCCGGAGAACGGGCAGUGGACUACGGACUUCACAAACUAUGGGAUUACAAUAAUGUUGGGAAAAAGUAUGAGGAUAUUCCAGUGUUGGGGCAAAGACAAUCAGAAUGAUUUCAUUCUCAAGCGCUGCUCUUUGAAAUUUUUGAGAUUAUUCUGAAUGUAGCAACAGUUGUGAAGCUUUUUUAUGCUAUAAUAAAACACUAAACAGCAUUUGUUCGAGUCGAGACUCAUGCUCUUUUUUUUGUUAAGACUCUUCAUUUGAAUGUUGAAAUCAAGGUUGAAAAGCAUGGGCAUCACUGAUUUUGCAUCUGCAGCUGUAUGCAAAACUUGACCAGGACAAACAACAUAUGCUGCUGGCU